AGCAGGGAGUGAGAGGGGGGUGGGUGGAGGAAUGGCGUCGUUGCGGGGCCCGAGUGGGGAGUGAGGGCGAGCGCCGAGUGCAGCCGCUCCCUGGGAACAAUGAUGCCCGGAGAAUCCCGCUCGCAGGCGGCCGACGCCGUGACCGCGGGCUCAGCUUCCUGCGUGAACUGCGACACCUUGCAGCAGGAGCCAGGAAUUCCGGAAGUUGAUCCUGGAGAGGGUUUGGGGGAGGAACAACAAUCAGGCACGAAUUUAAAUGAAUAUGUAACUGCAUUAAUAGCACUGAAACAAAAAAUCAUUGAUACAGACCACGUUCUGACAGAAUACCAGAAAAAAUGUGAUGAGCUUCAAAAAACAGAAAGGGAUUGUAAAACACUUCGAGAUCAACUGGAUGAGUUGUUGCAGAAAUUUGCACCUCUGGAAAAAUGCAAGGAAGAAAUGGAUGCCAUGAGGGUGGAACUGGAAGAAAAGAGGAGUUCCAUCAAGAUGUACCAACAGACCCAUUUAGAGUUCAAUGAAUUGCAGCAAGAACAGGCAAGAAAUGAUGCUGCGAAGAAGAAGUUGGAAAGUCGGGUAAAAAGACUGGAAGAAACAACAGCAAAACAAAAUGCAGAAAUAAAGCAAUUGAAAAGAGAGAAGACAACAUUAGAAAGAAAUCUGAAGAAAACUCAGGAAAAGUUGACACUUCAGCAGAAGAAUGGUAUAAAAGUUCUGAAAGAUGCACAGACACAGAAUGUCCUGCAGGAUGUUGCAACAAGAAUUGACACCAAUAAAGUAAAAGUGUUACUCGAAGAAAUAUGGAAGUGUAUUGAAAAACCCAGUGUACAAGAGAAGCCAAACAAGAGCCCAGGCAAGAGAGGACCUUCGCAGAAGAAAACUAAGAUGCUUAGAAGUAGUCUAAGUAACCCAAGUCACAGCAGUCCAAUGGAAACUUCAGAGCUGCCAACAUCUUCACUCCCAUGUCAAUUGGAGUGCAACCAAGAAGAAAACAAUUUCUCAAAGAUGGAUGAGAGUUUGGCUGAUGAAGGACUGAAGAGCAAUGGUGACAGUGCCUUCUAUGAUGACAAAACUAUAGAGCUAACUCAACACAAAGAUCCUACUGACAGUGCAAACACUUCAAGUAGUGAUAUUGAUAGCGAUGAUGGUGAUGAUGAUGAUGAGCAAGAUGCUUUAAGCCGGCAGCUGCAAGAAAUACUUGAUUGGACUGAACCUCUUCCUCCUCAACUGUCUCCGUUGCCAUGUUCUCCUUCAUCUAAAAAGCAAAUCCUGUUUGGCGAUAUUACCGAUUCAAGCGACGAUGAAGAUAUUAAUCUUCCUGGAAGGAACUGCAGUGAAAGUGUAGCAGAGACUGAUCAAGUGGAUAAUUCUGGAUGCACCAAGGUGCUGACAACUGAUCAGGCAUCCCUGAUGGAAGCAGGCAUUUCUGCAAGUGUGUGUGAACAGUUACCUGCAGAAAAAAUGGAUUGUUCUGAGGCAGAAAUUGAUGAUCUGAAUGAGCAAUGUUCAACAAAAACUGAAGUAGAGGCUGAAUUUUCAGACUCUUCUUUGAUUGUCGAAGAUGCUCAGUGUAGAAAUGAGAACGGCGCUGAAGUUCAGUCCUUAUUUGAGGAAACUCCAGGGAACUGUGAUGUGACCAGAAAUCCAGAAAUGUGUGAUGUUGAUUCUGUCCCUGUUGCUAAAAAUGACACAACAUCUCCGCAAUACAAUUGCAAUGCUGAUGUGAAGAGGGAUGAUGAUACAGAAAGUUCAGAAAACACUGUGGUUUCAGUAGAAUCUAAUCUUGAAACAGUGGAACCAGAAUUUGAAAAGACGCAGCCAUGCAGUAGAGAAGAAUAUGGCGUAGAAACUUGUGUUAAAGAAGUGGACAAGGAACAGCUUGUGUCGGAUGAAGUGCCUGCUAGUGGACAGUUAGAAACAACAUUUGAAGCAAUGGAGGUGUCAGAAUUUAAUUGUAAUAGUCUUACAUGUCACAAUCAAAAAAGUGAAGGCAUAAUAACUUCAGUGCUGGCCACUGAUAUGGAGCACACCACAUCAGAAUGCACGACAAAGAAGCAAAUUGGUAUUAGCACAGGGGAAGAAGAAAUAUCAUUUUCACAGCUGAACAAUACAGAAGUUGACAGUGUUGCUCUGAUGAAUAACUCUGACGAAUGUAUUCCUGCAGAGGACAUGGAGGUAGAGGAAAGGAAUUGCAAUAGCUUUACACUUGACAGGCAAAAGAGUGAAUGUUCACAGAUUUUGUUGCAGCCAACUGAUGUGGAACUUUCUCAAACAAACUCACUGACAACAGAACAAAAUCUUAACAAAAUGGAGGAGAAAACCCCAUCAGCUGAGACUUACUGUUCUAAAGAAAUUGAUGUUUCUCAGCACAUGUCUGAGACCUGCACUGCUACAGGGUGUGCAGAGGUGGAGGAAGUUACUUUGGAUGGUUCCAUGUCUAAUCACAAAGAUAAAUGCAUACUGACUUCAAUGUCAGUCACUGAUUCUGAGCAAACACCUAAUGAACUUGCUGCAAAAGAUCAAAUACAGGCAGUAUCAUCGCUAGCAGAUUUUGAGUGUCCCACAGAAACCAGUAUAUCCCAGGAUAAGGCAAAGAACCAUUUUUCUCCAUCGGACAAAGAAAUAAACAUCAAUUCUGUUGGUCUAACAUCAGAUAAUCAAAAAGAUGAAGACAGACUGACUUCUGUGUCCAUUGACACUGAAGAGUUGGAUGCAAAGGAACAUAAGGAGAUUGACAGAAUACAAGAGACCGGAGUAGUUGGCAAGUUUGACAAUUCUGUCAUAGCUCAGGACAGGUCCAAGGACCAUUUCGACACUGAACAUGUGGUAAAAGGCUUAGAUUCCACAGCUUCUGCCUUUGACAGCCCUAACAAUGAACCUGUAGUACUUUCAGAGCCUGAAUUUAUUCAACAGGCCGAAUCAUCCUUUAUAAUAAAGGAGAAAGACAGUUUCAGCAAACUCAAUGAGGUGUCUUCGCAUGAAUCUGACUGCUCUGAUGUCAUUCAAGAGAGUUCCAUUUGCAGUACAGAUACGGAGAUGGACGAAGUAGAAUUGAAUAGUUCUACAUCUGAUGUAACAAACAAUACAUGUACACCAACCUUGGUACCAUUCAGUACUCGGAUGACUGAAGUGGAGACCACGGCAAAUGGUCAAGAUUAUCUUAAAAUGAGAGAGCUGCCUUCGCCACUUUUUGAGUUUGACAGUUCUGAGAUAUCUGGUGUUACACAGGAUCAAAGCAAAGACUAUCUUUCAACACACAUUGUAGACCUGGAGGAAGGUAGUUCCAACGGAUCGGCAUUUAUCGAAUGCACAUUGAUUUCAGUGCAGUCUUCCAUAGAAGAAUCCGAAACCAAGUCCAUAAUAGAGGAAGAUGGCAUGAUUACCAAAACUAGUGAAGCACCUUCACCCCUCGAGUCAGAUUGUUCUUCUGUUUUGACUGAUCUUGCUGAGGACAAAUCCUCAGAUUGUACUUUUAUGGGAAUCUCCAGCAAAUCUGAAAAGCCGAAUUUCCUUUCCACAGGAUCAGAAUCAACUGGAGAUGCUCAAAAAGUAGAAGACCUUGUUUGUGAAACUGCAGUUGACAAAUGGAAUGAAGAAGAAGAUAAAGUUGUGGAAAAUGAAAAAGAAGAAUGUCACAUGGGAGAGAUAAGCAAUCAAGAAUCUAGCACAGACUCAACUCAAAUUUGUGAGAUGAAUCUGCAGAACUCUGAGGCAGAAGCCUCUGUGUUGGUUAGAAAAAUCAAAAGAAAGCAAUGGCAUUCAAAGGUUCUAACUCCCGAGGAAGAAAAGCAAGAAGCCAUUAAUCAAAAGGUAGUUGAACUAGACACCACAGCUGAUGUUAGCAUGCGUGAAAGCUCGUCUCAUGACGUCGAAGCUCAGAUUGUGAAUCAGAAACUCGAAGCUGAACACCACACCUUUUCUGUUCAUGGCCAUGUUACAGUUCAAUGUGACAAAGUACCUUUUUCUUCCGUCUGUGUAUCAGAAGGUACUGAAACUAUUUGUAAAAUUGAAAGUGUAAUAAAUGCUAAGGAAGAUCAAGUGGCUAUUCAUCCUGACUCUAUUGAGAGUAAAACUGAGCCAGUAACUUUGGAUAAAGAUUUUUCACAAGACAUCUGUCAGACUCCAGCAAUCAAAGAAAAUGAUUUGAAUUCUGAAGGUGACAAACAUGGGGAUAAUACUGUGUCAAGAACAUAUGGGGUUUCAGCUCCAGAUUUAGAUACCCCUGCGAUAAAGAAUUGUGAGAAUGAACCUCUUUCGGAAUCGAGCACCAACACUGACAGGUUGUUAGGAUGUGCACGUAUAGAAAAUAAAUGUUUGGAAAACAAUUGUCUGCAAAAUGAUCCAGAGAUUGUGGAGAAAUUGAGAAACUCUUCUGACGUUUGUUUCAAUAAAGACAAUGACAUGAAAGAGAAGGAUGGCUUGCAAACAGACAAGAAUACCAUUGGAAUUGUACACAAAAUGCCCAAUUGCAUCUCAAAUGUAAAAACAAUGAAUAAUUCUACAAAUACACCUACGGAGGGAAUCUCUGGUCAUGUACAUCUUGUACAAACAGUAGACAGUUCAACACAAACUGAAUUAAUGUGUGUUGGUUCACAAACUGUGCUUUACACUAGCAGUGAUCUUAAGGCUGCUCCUCAGACAGAUAUUGUUGAAGCAAGUAAAGUAGGAACACCAAAUGCAAAACAACAUUCUAAUUAUUGUGAUUUGUGGAAUCCAUCACUUCCAGAUGUUCCUUCAGACCAUCGCAGAUCCAUUUACACAGUGGCUUCACAUGAUACAGAGGCAUUAUUUGAAAGUACAGUUGACAAUUCAGUGGCUAUGGAAUCAUUUGGAACUUCAGAAUGUGAGCAUGCCUCUAAAAAGACUGCAAAAACCAAAAAAGUGCAAUUAGGUAGAAGAAUGCCACGAAGUUUGGCUGAAGGUGAUGGAGAUCUGCAACCAGAGGAUGUUUUACAAAAAUCGAAUGUGCAGUCCACCUGCAAAAGUCGUGCUGUUUUAAGAAGAAACAGAAGAAGUUCAAAUUUGAACAAUCCUCCUGUACAAGCCAGUGCCGACACUUCUGCGCCAGCAUUGUGUACACAGGAAAUUCAUCAAGUCAUGUUAGAAAUGGGAGACCCUUUGCCACCAUUACUGCCACCACUCGUAGCUACACCACCAAGAGCUGUAAGAGCUGCAAAACCGAUAUCCCCUCUUAUUACAACAUCUAGUACAGUGUCUUUAUGUUCUCCUGUGGAUGAUUUGGCUUCACCUUCUAAAGAGACUACAAAGGCUGCUUCAGUUUCUCCUCCUUUGGAUUAUACCCAACAGAAGUCUCCUUUGAUGCAGUCGCCAUCCCCAUUAGAAUUUGGAAGACAUGAACGAAUCCAGUCUUCUCCAUUACAGUUUUGCACUGCAACCCCAAAACAUGCUGUACCUGUGCCUGGGAGACUACCUCAGUCUGCAUCAACAUCUGGGAGUUCAGCUUUACCUCAAGAGAACUCUGUAAAAAUUUUGGAUGCUAUGUAUCCCAACCUAUCUGCCCGUGCAAGAACUUUGAACAUUCUCCGUGGAAAUGUUCAACUCAGCAUUCGUAGCCCCACAGAUAGUGAGAACCAAGCAGGAGCAGUGAACCAAAUCAUGGGGUUCAAAGCAAUUAAUUCUUCUGCAACUGCAUUUGUUAAAGCAGGAAGUAAUUCCAGAUCUGAAGGCUCAAAGCCUGAUGGAUAUGAGAAGGAUUUAGAGCAGCAACACCCAGCUGUUGCUGUUGUGUUAAGUACUGUGGAUAGGCCUAAAAAAGACCAAAAGGGUGCCAAAAGAAAUGCAGAUGAUGAUGGGUCAGGAAAAGCUAAACGAGUGAAAGUAGAAAACAGUUGUCAAAAUGGCGAUAGUACUACUGAUUUAAUCAUAUCACAAGAGUCCUCAACUGUAAAUGUUAUUGACACAACCAAACCACUUUGCAAUGGGCUAAUGGAACAAAAAGCUGGAUAUAAAGCUCAAUGUUUCUCCCAGCCUCUUGAAUCUAUUAAUUCAAGUGAAGAGGCUUUAGCUAGUGCCUUAAUGAAAAUUACCAAGUCCUGCUUUGACCUACUGCCUGUUAUUCGCAGUCAUGUAUUUGUUGGGAAUAUUCCUCAUAUUCCAGUAUUACGUGAUGAGGAAAAGGAAGUGAUUUGUGAAUUGAGUGGUAAUAAGGAAUUAACAGAAGCUUUAAUGAUGGCUAUUCUCAAGAAACUGAAGGUUGAGCAAAUGACCCUGGAUGGUAACUGUCUUCAGGCACUUUCUCGAGUUUAUGUUGCAAUCUGCCGACAACAAGGAGAUCUCGAAAGAGCUCGUAUCCUCUCCUAUAAUAUCUUAAAAGAAGAUUUUCCAGAUUCAAGCAAAUUGUUGCUGCUCAUCCUGAGUGUUUGGCAGAACAUAUUUUCUACGCAAGGACCAGUCAAUAAAGCUAUGCAAGCUGUUGCCAAGCAACGUGCCAAAGGAGAUGUUCUGAAUUGUUUGAGUGCAUACCUCAAUUGGGAAAAGAAUUCCCCCCUAGAUAUUAGUCCUUUGGUUUUGAGUUUCCUUAUUGCCAUGCAGCAGAGUCCUAAAGUGGGAUUCCGAACAAGUAAUGAAUACGGCAUGGAUUUUAAUGAUGAUAUGUGGGAGCUGAUUUACGCGAUAGAUUUGCUGUGUUCUCAACAGCCGUGGUCAUGGACACACAACAAUUUCAUAAGGACAGAGGUGUGGCCUGUAAUGGAUAAAUGGAUGAAACGCAGAAGAGGACAAGCAAAUAUGCCAAAUGUUCCAGAUGCUACAGUGGCAGGCGUCAUGAGACUUAUUGGACACCUGGGGCAGCAAGGACUGAAGAAAGAAUCUUUAGUUGCUGUAAGAAACAUGGCUGCAGUGAUGAACCAGUUUCUCCAGCAGGCUUUUCAAGAAGUCCCAUAUGCUGUAAGUAAACUCAUAACGCCAUCAGGAAGGGAAUUGAAAAAUUUUGACCAAGCAACAAUGAAGGAGCAGCAAUCUUAUUUCCAAGUCAGGAUGGUGAAUGGCAUGGAAGGAAUCUUGCAGAUAGUGAUCUUCCUACAUAUCUGGUGGCCUUGUCCUUCUCAAUGGUACUGGUCACAGUGGAAGUUGCUGUCUCAGGACCUUUGGCGAGCCUCUGCACUGCAUAUUGAAGGUAGGACACACUGAGGCCUCUGAAUGUCAGUGGUAGAGUGAAUGUUUGUGGAUGUGUUGCCAAUCAAGUGGGCUGCUUUGCCAUGGAUUGUCUCAAGCUUCUUAAGUGUUGUUGGAGCUGCAGAGUAUUGCUUCACACUUCUGACAGGUGGUACUAGGUGUAAUCCUGAGACACUUGAGGAACUGUUUUUAAUCUCCUUCCUAACUCCCUGAGAUCUGAUUGCAGGACCUUUAUUCCUGUUCCUACCAUGUUGUUUGUGCCAGUAGGGACCAGAACUUCUGCCUAAUACCCAACCCACCCCCAACCCAAAGCCCCCAGAAGGAUUUCUGUGAUCCUGGCACCAGAGGAGCAAUGCACCAUCUCGGAAUCACAUGCUUGAUUCCCGACUAUGGAAUCUUGUAUAACUGUUGCUCUUCUGUUUUCCUUUCUCCUCCCCUUUGCAGCUGACUCUCCCAUGGUGCCAGAGUCUUGGCUCUCUUUGCACUUCCUUGAGACACCGUGGUUCUAAACGGUUUUCAAAGUAGAAUAACAAAUAGCAAACAAGAUAGACUUGGGAACUCUUGCACUACUUGACUGGUUUUUCUAGACUGCGUAGUAAUCAUCCAUUUCCCUCUCCACUAGUACGCUUCUACUCUGCAGUGUAGUGACCUCCUUAUACGUGCUAUCCACAUAGUCCAUGCCUCAUAGGUUCAUAACAGUGACAUCUCUGCACAUGUUUUGUCUGGGACAUAUAGUAUGUCCAUGACUUCACACAUACCAUAGGUUGUACACUCCACUUCUUUCUAAUUAGCCAGCCUGAAUUUUAAAAACUAUUUGUUACUCUUGGACUCUCAAAGAACUAGCUAUGAAACUGAAUGAACUAUUUCUCAAAAAGAGAGUGAAAAACAUUGACAUGUUUAAACACAAACUAAGUACCCAAUGUUCACUAUGAAGAUUGGCAAGCAUGUUUGGUCACUAUAUUUCUAAUCGGCUGCUUUCCCUGCAGUAGUGACAUCACACCAUUUUUGGUUGUGCAAGCCUCUCAAUCCAUGACUUAAUUCAUCUCCUGCUGUCAUCUCAACCUGGAAACCUUUUUUAACGGUAAACCUAUCUUUGACUUAACUUUGACCCAAAGUGCUACUUACUCGCUCUAUCUCUCUCUCAAUUUGGCAAAGUCUCCUUCACUCUGACCAUGUGGCUUAUUUCAAAAGGAAACCAUGUUAACCAAUAUAUUGAAAUUCCUUACAAAAACAUGUGCUGUGGAUAAAGGGAAAAUGUGGCAUGUACUGUACUUAGAUUUCCAGAAGGCUUUGAUAAAGUGCCAUGUCAAAGGUGAUUGCUUAUUAAAUGGAGAAAAAGCAUUGGCAUAGAUGUAAGAUUAGAUAGCUAACAGGAAAAAGCCUAGGCAUAAACAGGUCAUUUUCUGGUGGCAAGGUGUGGAAAACACUAAUGUCUGUGGCACACAAUGCAUUACAAUCUAUAUAAAGGCCUGGAUAAAGGGGCCAUAGAUAUGGUUACUAAGUUUGCUCAUGGUACAAAGGUUGGUUGAGAAGAGCAAAUAAGAAGGCUACAAAGGAGUAUUGAUAGCUUAAGUGAGUAAGCAAACAUCAGGCAAAUGGAGGAUAAUGUGAGAAAAUGCAAAAUUGGCAGUUAUGGCACAAGAGUGAAAAAGUAAGGAAAUAUCUAAAUGUUGAGAGAUUGCAGAACUCUGUGCUCCAGAGGGAUGUUAGUGUAGUAGUACAUGAAUCAUAAAAGAUUUGUUUGCAGAUCUAGCAAGUAGUUUAUUGUUAAUUUUGUUAAAGUGAGAUUAUCAUUUAUUGCAAGGAGAAUAGAAUAAAAAGGUAGGAAGGUUAUCCUUCAGUUAUAAAGUGCACUGGUGAGACUGCAUCUGGAGUAUUGUGCACAGUAUUGAUCACCUUAUUUAAGGAAAGCUGUAUGGAAGACAAUUCAGAAAACAUUUACUAGUCUAAUACCUUGAAUGAGGUAGGGCUGUUUUAUGAAGAACAGUCCGACAGACUAGACUUGUAUUCUCUGGAAGAUAGAGGAGUAAAUGGCAACUUGAUUGAAAUAAAUAAAAUCCUGAAGGGUCUUGGACAGGAUAGAUAUGGAGAACAUAUUUCCACCUAAGGGUCUAGAACCUUGAGGUCACUGUUCAAAAGAUUAGGCAAAAUCUUUCUUCUGCAGAUUGAGUGUUUUUCAAACACUCUCUUGCUGAAAUGGUAGUGGGAGGAGUGUUGUUAAACAUCUUGAAGAAAGGAAUAGACAGAUUAAUGUUAAGCAAGAGAUUGAAAGGUUAUGAGUGUCAGUCGGAAUAUGGAUUUGAUGUUCCAAUCACAUCAGUUGUGAUCUUAUUGAAUGGCAGAACAGGCUUAAGGGGCUGAAUGGGUUACUCCUGAUCCUGAUUUGUAUGUUCAUAUGAAUUACGAACGGUUGAUUUGUAAGCUAAUGGAAUGUUCCCAUUCAUUGCAAGGGAAAUUAAAUACAAGGGUAAGGAGGUAAUGCUUCAGCUAUACAAGGGCAUUUGUGCGUCCACAUCAGGAGUAAGAAUAAAAGCAAAGCACUGCGAACUGAAAUAAAAUCAGCAAGCUCAAUGGGUCUGGCAGCAUUUGCAGAGAGAGAAGUUGAGUUAACUUUGAGUCCGACAUAACUCUUCUUUGGCACUAGGUUCUGAAGGAGAGUCAUUUUGGAUUCUAUGUUAACUCUGUUUCUCCCUCCACAGAUGCUGUAGUGCAUCCACCACUUUGCUACGGAUGCUGAGUGAGAACAGACUAUGUGCAAUAUUGGUCAACUUUAUUUAAGGAAGAAUGCAUUGGAAGCAGUUCAGAGAAGAUUUGCUAGACCAUUCCUGGUAUGGGUGAGUUGUCUUGUUGAACAGGGUGAGCUUGUAUCUACUGGAGAUUAGAAGAGUAAGAAGUGACUUGAUUGAAACACAUAAGGUCUUUAGGGUGUUGACAAUGUGGAUGUAGAAAAAUAUUUUUCCUUUUGUUGGAGAAUAUGGAAUUUGUGGUCACUGUUUAAAAAGUAGGGGUUUCAGACAGUUGAGAAUUUGCUUUCACCUCAAAAACCUGAGUUUUUGGAGGUCUCUUUGUCAAAAGGCAUUGGAAGCAGUCUUUGAAUAUUUUAACAUGAACAUAGAGCUAUCAGGGUUGGUGGUGGGUGACGUCGAAGGUAGGGAAGGUGCAUGACUGUGGAGUAAUCCAAUUAGCCGUGUCUUUAUUGAAGUGGCUGAUUUGUACUCCUAAUUUGUUCAUAUGAACAUCCCCAUGCAUGUAAAAUUGCAAACAAGUCAUUAGCACAUGUAAAUUCGAAUAGAAGAUCGUCUGAGAAAUGGUGCAGGCCUCCUUACCUGCAAACCUUAAACUGGAGGCCCAAUAGAUUCUGCACUCUGGGAUGUGGAUCCUAAAUACGUGCAAUUUGGCCAAGAUUAGCCUCUUCAAUGGAGACCUCCAGGAAAUCAAUUUUUUCUUGAAUUGAUACUGUCCUUAAGAGUACGAGAUAUGGGAGCAGAAUUGGACCACUCAGCCCAUUGACUCUACGAUUAUGGCGGAUACGUUUGUUAACCCCACUCUCCUGCCUUCUAACCGUAACCCUUGAUUCCCUUACCAAUCAAGAACCUAUCUGUCUCUGUCUUAAAUACAUUCAUUGUCUUGGCCUCCAGAGCCCUCUCUGUGGCACUAAGUUUCACAGAUUAACCACCCGCUGGCUGAAGAAAUUCCUUCCCAUCUCAGCUCUCAAGGAUUGUUUCCUGUCCUGUAAGAAGGCAAUGAGUUGAAUUUCAGUUUCUGCUGUUAUUAUCAAUUUAGGAUGAGAGAGUAUUAUCUUUGAAAGAAUGUAUUCAUUAUCUACUCCAGAUCAGACUAGAUUUUAUCCUUUGUAGUGAAAAGCAUUCAGUCUGAUAUCAAUUUGAUUAAAAACAGAACAUUCUGGGAUGCUUAGUCAACCUGAGCUGUCAGUAAAGAAAAAGAAGUGAAGUUAAAAUCUUGAACUUGAGCAUUGACCAGUAAUAGAAGCUGGCAAGUGAAUUAGCCUUCAUAAUGAUGGAAUAAAAGACUAGAGUAGGGCGAGAAAGACGAUGAUGGAUUGAACAGGUUAAAUUUUGUCCUAGCGAUGAAACAGGGAAGGUGUGCAGAGAUGGUGGGUCAUGAUAACGCACCUGCUGAAAUUGAAAUUCAACUCAUAAAUGUGGAUUAUAAAGCUAUUCUCACUAAUGUUGACACUGAGAAGUGGCAUAAGGGUUUUUUCAGCAAUCAGUCUGGUUAAAUUCACUCUUAUGAUCUGUAUGUCCUUGUUUGCUAUGGUCUGCUGUACUGCUCACAAAACAAAGCUU
Molecule: messenger RNA, 11438 nt
Organism: Chiloscyllium plagiosum (whitespotted bambooshark)
Lineage: Eukaryota; Metazoa; Chordata; Chondrichthyes; Orectolobiformes; Hemiscylliidae
Source: RefSeq, a predicted model, not a curated record